Molecule: messenger RNA, 3682 nt
Organism: Galleria mellonella (greater wax moth)
Lineage: Eukaryota; Metazoa; Arthropoda; Insecta; Lepidoptera; Pyralidae
Gene: Lmpt
Product: four and a half LIM domains protein 2
Exons: 11
Coding region: 488-2173 (561 amino acids)
Cellular component (GO): nucleus; Z disc
Molecular function (GO): zinc ion binding; transcription coregulator activity
Source: RefSeq, a predicted model, not a curated record
UUUGGAAAUCAAACGCGUCGCUCGCUGGAGCGCUAGUGUCCUCGCGCGCGCUCCGCGAAGUUUCCAAACGUGAUUCUGACGUUUAGAAAAUAAAGCGUUCCUUUUUCAAAUAUUUAAAAAGUGAGUGUAUAGAUUGCGGCCAGUGUGUUAAGAUAUUUUAUAGUGUUGGGCUAAUUGAAGUGAAUGUGUUUUUUUGUUGACAAUAUCAUGUCAUUGUUAGUAUUCAUGAAGGAAAUGACAGCAAAAUAACCGAUAAGCAGCUGAUACUGCGAGUGUACACAUUAGAUUGAACUAUUCGCAGUUUCCAUUUGAUUACGGCGCGAACGGAUUAUUCCAUUUUGAAAAUUUAAUAAACAAUUAAACCUAUUUGUGAUAAAUAAAUGUAUAAAGUGAUAAAUGUGAUAUUACCAGUUACAUUGUAGUGUGUAAAAGUGUUAUGAUAUUGAAACGCUGAAAGUAAACGCAAACGUUUCAAUCAAAUAUUUAAAUGCCUCCGGAACAGAGUCGAGAAGGCAUGCUGUGUCUGUCGAGACACGAAAAUUGCCCCUGGUCGGAUGCCCUCAAAUCGGCGGAUGUCAACUGGAAUGGUCUGCGUUACACCUGUCUGAAAAUAUUUCACCUGUACUGCAAGGUGUUCGAUAAGGAAGAUGUCUUCGAUAUGGUUAUUAGAAAGACGUGCAAGUCAUGCGGCUGCGAUCGUCUCACGCACUCCGUGUACCACGAGGAGUUGGGCUCGGUCCGAGAGCGAUUGGGCCUCAGAGACACGCGGCUCAACCAUCACAGUUAUGACAGCCCGCCGGGACUCACUGCCAAGCAGACCGAGCUUUACUGGUCAGCCUUAGCCGAGCGUGCUCCAACUGGCGUAGGUGGCGCCACUGGUGCGGCAGCUUGGCAUGCGUGGAGAACUAGAUCGUUAGCCUCUCAAUUACCAAAACAAGAUCUCUCUUUAGCACAUUGCCGACAUAUUGAUGAUGGUCACAGAAAACAAUUUGAAGAUUUUGUUGCCGCGCGAAACGAAAUUGCUCUGGAUAUUGGUACCGCAUAUCAACAUCACGGUACGCCAAUAGAUUGCUUGGGAUGUGAUAAACCUAUCCGCAGUGGAAGUAUUGCUGUUCAAGCGCCGCGAAUUAGUGAAGAGGCAUCAUACCAUCCUGCUUGUUUCUCAUGCACGGAAUGUGGUGAGCUGUUGGUGGAGCUAGCAUAUUGCGCUCUAGAUGGUGGCUUAUACUGCGUACGACAUUAUGCGGAACGCUUGAAACCGAGGUGUCAUGCUUGUGAUGAGCUCAUUUUCAGUGGCGAGUACACCAAGGCGAUGAACAAGGACUGGCACAGCGGUCACUUCUGCUGCUGGCAGUGCGAUGAGUCGCUCACGGGUCAGCGUUACGUGCUCAGAGAUGAGCACCCGUACUGCAUCAAAUGCUACGAGAGUGUCUUCGCUAACGGCUGUGAGGAAUGCAAUAAGACCAUCGGCAUCGACUCCAAGGAUCUGUCGUACAAGGACAAGCAUUGGCAUGAGGCGUGCUUCCUCUGCGCGAAGUGCCGCGUCUCGCUGGUGGAUAAGCAGUUCGGAUCUAAACUGGACAAGAUCUACUGUGGCAACUGCUAUGAUGCCCAGUUUGCGAGCCGCUGCGACGGAUGUGGAGAGGUGUUCCGUGCUGGUACCAAGAAGAUGGAAUACAAGACCAGGCAGUGGCACGAGAAGUGUUUCUGCUGCGUCGUGUGCAAGAACCCAAUCGGCACGAAGAGCUUCAUCCCCCGGGAGCAGGAGAUCUACUGCGCCGGCUGCUACGAGGACAAGUUCGCCACCCGCUGCGUUAAAUGCAACAAGAUCAUCACGCAAGGCGGCGUAACAUACAAGAACGAGCCGUGGCACCGCGAGUGUUUCACGUGUACCAACUGCAACACUUCGCUGGCAGGCCAGAGAUUCACCUCCCGCGACGAGAAGCCAUACUGCGCUGAAUGCUUCGGAGAAUUGUUCGCCAAGCGCUGUACCUCUUGCAGCAAGCCUAUCACUGGCAUCGGUGGCACACGAUUCAUCUCAUUCGAAGAUCGCCACUGGCACAACGACUGCUUCAUCUGCGCUCAGUGCAAGACCUCCCUGGUCGGCAAAGGUUUCAUCACCGACGGACAAGACAUCAUUUGCCCGGAGUGCGCCAAACAGAAGCUAAUGUAAAUAAAUGACGCCAGCUUGCACUAACGCUUCCUCUCGUCAGGUGUGUAACUGCCCUUUACCAACUUGAGAGCAAUUUUAAAAAUCGAAUAACAACUCAACGUCGAUUUAGAAUUAAGAAAAAAUAUCCAGAUUCUAGCAACAUAGAAACAAACAAAAGUUACUGGCCACUAAAGAUCUACGAAAAAAAAAACAGGCCACAUUAAAAAAAAUAUAUUUAGCGCAUGGCGAAAAUUCAGCACGUUUAUUUUUUAAAUUAUUAAAAAAAUGUGACUGACCAUAGAUUUUUGUGCUUGUGCAGCGUAAAUACCAUCCUACCGGUAGUCGCUAACGCCAGAGACUGGUGCGCGUUCAAAAAGCAGGAAACAUCCAGCGAUGAGCUUUUCGACCUUGUCGACAAAAUGAACUUUCGUAAGGUCGUCCCUUAGUUAUUUGUUACUUAGAAGCGUUGUUGAAGAUAUUUUUUAUACAAAAACUCGAAAAAAUCACAAAAAAAAAAGUGGAUGCACAAAUAUAUAUUAAGUAUUAAUUUCGCUUUUUUACUGAACUCUAUUUAAGAUGUUUAUAUAUUUUGACUGUUUAGUUUGAUAUUCUCACUAAUAUCGUCCACAAUAUCUAUUUAUCGAGUAUUGGUUAUAUAUUAUGCUAAUCGCCAUAUAAUUUCGCUUUGGCUGUUGUAUUAGUCCGUUAGAUAAUAUUGUCAAUUUACCUAGAGCGAUUCACACGAUGCCUUACUAAUAACAUAUCUAAGUCAAUUUCGAGGAUAUAUAUAUAUAUAUAAUUUGUGUUGUAUGUAUAUGCAUAUAAAUAUUAUGAUAUAUUCAACAUGCUCUGGUGCUACCAGAUUUCAUGUCUUAAAUCUAGACACUUCCAAAAGGAUUUGUAUUAAGUGCUUGUCAUUGUUUAAAAUGCGUAACAUAGUGUUUAAGAAAUUAUAUUGACAGAGUAAUGUAUUUGUUAAGUAUUUAUUUUUACGGGAGUAUGCACUUUUUAAUGUAACAUCGGCGGUGUUACCAUGUCACAGAAAACACUUCGAGAUUUUUAGCUGUAGUGUUGCCAUAAUUAUUACUCACCGCCGUCAGACACAACCUAACAAUAACUAUUUGUUAAGUGACGCGAAAAGUCAUCUAGUUUUACUAAUGAAAAAAAAUAUAUAAAAUAUGAUAAAAUAUUUUUGUUCUCGAAUAGGAAUCGUGUUACAAUAAUGUAAUUGAAUGUUAUUGAUAUUUUUACAUGACUAUAAUAAUAUUUUUUAGAUUUUAGAGUCGUAUUUAUAAGAGUAUAACAUCUGUGUUUUGUGAUCGCAUUCGCGAGCUGACCACGAAAUGUAUGGGGAUCAUUUUAUAAGGGUUACUUGUUAAGGGUUAAAUUAUUCUAAUGUUGAUUAUUAAUUUAUAAUACUGUGUACACUUGAAACUGCUUAGUUGUGUGAUCUGAUCUAAUUAAAUCUUUGUAUAUCUAUCUACCCAUAGAUUGUAAAACUAUGAAACUGAAAUAAACGAUAAAAAUUAA